AGUGUGCGCAGGGGCGCGCGCGCGAGCCCGGGAGGAGGCUCCCGAGCGAGUCUGGCCUCGCGGCUCAGCCCGCUUCCCCGCGCCCGAUGUGAGGGAACCGGGUAGGCCAGCGGCGCAGGGGAGGGCGAGGCAUGUGCACGGGCCGGGGGGUGCUGCAGCCGCCCGAGGAAGAGGAGGACGGCGGCGGCGAGGAGCGCAGGGGGCUCGCAGCGGCGGGCGCGGGCCGAGGGGAUGCAGCGGACUGUGUGUGUCUGGCAGUAGCUGACGCGAGGCGGCGAGGAGGCGCCGGAGAUCCGCGAGAGGGGCGAGCAGGCGGCGGCGGUGGCCGCGCGAAGUAGCAGGACGGGCGGCGGCGGCGGCGGAGACAGCAGCCCUGAAAUGCAUUUUCCUCUCCAGCGGCCAUGUUAACCAGGAAACCUUCGGCCGCCGCUCCCGCCGCCUACCCGACGGGCCGAGGAGGGGACAGCGCCGUUCGUCAGCUUCAGGCUUCUCCGGGGCUCGGAGCGGGGGCCCCCCGGACUGGAGUGGGGACCGGCCCGCCUUCCCCCAUCGCCCUGCCGCCCCUCCGGGCCAGCAACGCUGCUGCCGCAGCCCACACGAUUGGCGGCAGUAAGCACACCAUGAACGACCACCUGCAUGUCGGCAGCCACAGCCAUGGGCAGGUGCAGGUGCAGCAGCUGUUUGAGGAUAACAGCAACAAGCGGACCGUGCUCACCACACAACCGAAUGGGCUUACAGCGGUGGGUAAGACGGGCUUGCCGGCGGUGCCAGAGCGGCAGCUGGACAGCAUCCAUCGACGGCAGGGGAGCUCUACCUCUCUGAAGUCUAUGGAAGGCAUGGGGAAGGUGAAAGCCGCCCCCUUGACACCCGAACAAGCGAUGAAGCAGUACAUGCAGAAGCUGACCACCUUUGAACACCAUGAGAUUUUCAGCUACCCUGAAAUAUACUUCCUGGGUCCAAAUGCGAAGAAGCGCCAGGGCAUGACGGGCGGGCCCAACAACGGUGGCUAUGACGAUGACCAGGGAUCGUACGUGCAGGUGCCCCAUGACCACGUGGCUUACAGGUACGAGGUCCUCAAGGUCAUUGGGAAGGGCAGCUUCGGGCAGGUGGUCAAGGCCUAUGACCACAAAGUGCACCAGCACGUGGCCCUGAAGAUGGUGCGGAACGAGAAGCGCUUCCACCGGCAGGCGGCGGAGGAGAUCCGGAUCCUGGAGCACCUGCGCAAGCAGGAUAAGGACAACGCCAUGAACGUCAUCCACAUGCUGGAGAACUUCACCUUCCGCAACCACAUCUGCAUGACCUUCGAGCUGCUGAGCAUGAACCUCUACGAGCUCAUCAAGAAGAACAAGUUCCAGGGCUUCAGCCUGCCCUUGGUGCGCAAGUUUGCCCACUCCAUCCUGCAGUGCUUGGACGCUUUGCACAAGAACAGAAUCAUUCACUGUGACCUGAAGCCCGAGAACAUCUUACUAAAGCAGCAGGGCAGAAGCGGAAUCAAAGUGAUCGACUUUGGCUCCAGUUGUUACGAGCAUCAGCGCGUCUACACGUACAUCCAGUCCCGUUUUUACCGGGCUCCGGAAGUGAUCCUUGGCGCCAGGUACGGCAUGCCCAUUGAUAUGUGGAGCCUGGGCUGCAUUUUAGCGGAGCUCCUGACGGGGUACCCCCUCUUGCCUGGGGAAGACGAGGGCGACCAGCUGGCCUGUAUGAUUGAACUGUUGGGCAUGCCCUCCCAGAAACUGCUGGAUGCGUCCAAACGAGCCAAAAAUUUUGUGAGCUCCAAGGGUUAUCCCCGUUACUGCACGGUCACGACUCUCUCAGAUGGCUCCGUGGUUCUCAACGGAGGCCGUUCCCGGAGGGGGAAACUGAGGGGCCCACCAGAGAGCAGAGAGUGGGGGAAUGCACUGAAGGGCUGUGACGAUCCCCUCUUCCUUGACUUCUUGAAACAGUGUUUAGAAUGGGAUCCUGUGGUGCGCAUGACCCCCGGCCAGGCCUUGCGGCACCCCUGGCUGAGGAGGCGGUUGCCAAAGCCGCCGGCGGGGGAGAAGACGGCAAUGAAAAGGAUCACCGAGAGCGCCGGUGCUAUCACUUCCGUUUCCAAGUUACCUCCACCUUCCAGCUCCGCUUCCAAGCUGAGGACUAAUUUGGCACAGAUGACAGAUGCCAAUGGGAAUAUUCAGCAGAGGACAGUCUUGCCAAAACUUGUUAGCUGAGCUGAGUCCCCCCCACGCUGAUCAUCUGAAAGAUACCAUGUUGCUGAGCCUUAGUGCCGUUGAAAAAGGAGUAGCUCAGACCCGUUUUUAUUUGCUCAAUAACACAACUCAUUUGUAUCUCUUCAGCACUUAUUUUAUUGUAAGAAAGUUGUUUUGUUUUUAUAAAAUACUUGGGGACAAUGCUUUAAGUUUUUUAUACUUUCUGAAACUCUUUGUGUUCUAAAAGUACGAUGAGCCUUACUGUAUUUAGUGUGGCAGAGUAAUAAACAUCAGUGGCAGGCCA
Molecule: messenger RNA, 2490 nt
Organism: Rhinolophus ferrumequinum (greater horseshoe bat)
Lineage: Eukaryota; Metazoa; Chordata; Mammalia; Chiroptera; Rhinolophidae
Gene: DYRK2
Product: dual specificity tyrosine phosphorylation regulated kinase 2
Exons: 3
Coding region: 402-2207 (601 amino acids)
Biological process (GO): peptidyl-threonine phosphorylation; peptidyl-serine phosphorylation
Cellular component (GO): nucleus
Molecular function (GO): ATP binding; protein serine/threonine kinase activity; protein serine/threonine/tyrosine kinase activity
Source: RefSeq, a predicted model, not a curated record